Molecule: messenger RNA, 2111 nt
Organism: Daldinia vernicosa
Lineage: Eukaryota; Fungi; Ascomycota; Sordariomycetes; Xylariales; Hypoxylaceae
Product: aminotransferase, class III
Exons: 3
Coding region: 175-1677 (500 amino acids)
Cellular component (GO): cytosol
Molecular function (GO): pyridoxal phosphate binding; transaminase activity
Source: RefSeq, a predicted model, not a curated record
AGCGUUACUCGUAUACCAUGCCAUUAACGCUUACCAGAUGGAAUAAAGGACGAUCACCCGAUGAUCCUAGGAAUGCAGGUAUAAAGCACCCAUGGAGGCCGAGUCCAUUCCCCGGAAACAAAGGCAGAUAAUCAGGACUGUCUUACUCUAGCAUAUUCAAUCACAGCUGACACCAUGCUCGUAGAACAACCCAGAGAUAUCACUCAAGGCCAUCUAGAGAAGAGCAGUCUACUAUGGCGGUCGAUAGAAACCGAAGCCGUGAAACCGGUGCUUAGCCACGACAUCGUCUCUACGUCUAGUACUUCGUCGUCCCCAUCAAUACCAAGGGAUGUGGAUGAGCCCUGUCUGCGUCUUGCCGUGAGAGGACAGGGGAAUUAUAUAUAUUUAGCAGAUGGGCGUGAAAUACUGGAUGCCUGUGGAGGGGCGGCUGUUGCUUGCCUCGGACAUGGCGUUAAGGAGGUCGCUGAUGCAAUUAUCACCCAGACUGCUUCUAUCGCCUACGUUCCUUGGGGUUUCAUGGAUAGCCAGAGCCGGCGAGAUCUGAACAGAUGGCUAUCGCAAAAUUCUAACGGGCACUUCACGAAGACAUGGGUUACAUCAUCUGGCUCCGAAGCGAUGGAAGGCGCAAUAAAGCUUGCCCGCGAGUACUUUACGUGGAUUGGACAGCCGCAACGCGUGAACUAUAUCGCUCGGGAUGAGUCGUACCAUGGGAUUACGCUGGGCGUGCUGUCUGUGGGAGGCCACGUAACCAGAAGAACCCCGUUUGAACCACUUCUAGCAUCCAACGUCUAUCAUAUACCGGCAUGUAACCCUUACCGCCAAAGGUUUCCCGGGGAGUCCGACGACGAGUUUGUCUCCCGCAAGGCAGAAGAGCUCGAACAGGCGUUCCUCCGAGCUGGCCCAGACACUGUAGUAGCAUUUGUCGCUGAGCCGGUUGUCGGAGCAGCAGCUGGCUGUUUGCCACCCGUCAGUGGCUAUUUUAAGGCUAUGAAGGCUGUGUGUGAUAAAUACGGAGCUCUACUUAUACUCGACGAAGUCAUGUGCGGCAUGGGAAGAACAGGCACCCUCCACGCCUGGGAGCAGGAGGGCGUCACUCCCGAUAUACAAGCGGUUGGGAAGGGCCUUGGAGGUGGUUACCAACCCGUCUCGGCCAUAUUAGCUAGCAGCAAGAUCACACAAGUAAUGGAAGCCAAGGGCGUCGCUUUUACACACGGGCACACGUAUAUGAAUCACCCAGUCACCUGCGCCACUGCCCUGCGGGUUCAGCAGAUUAUACAACGCGAUAACCUCCUUCCCAACGUCCAGGCCCAGGGUCAAUACCUAGAGAAGCUACUCCGCAACAAACUACAGAACUAUCCCAACGUCGGCGACAUCCGGGGCCGCGGCUUAUUCUGGGGUAUUGAGCUCGUCCGGGAUAAAGAGACUAAAGAACCGUUUGACCCUGAACUUCAGAUCGCGCGCCGCGUCCACGAGACGGCUAUGGACGCACCGCAUAACUUGUCAGUAUAUUUCGGCCAAGGGUGUGCCGGCCAGGGCAAGGGCGACCACAUCAUGAUCAUGCCCGCAUAUAACGUCACUCGGGACGUUAUAGAGACGAUCGUCGAUAAGUUCGCGGCUGUCCUCGACGAUUUCUUCAGCCAGUUGGAGAAAGAGCAUGAUGGGGCUGGGCAAGACUAGGUGUCUCCGCAUCCUAAGCCCGAGUCUGCGAGUCAUACAAUAUGUAUCUAAGAAUCUUACUCCUACUUUUUGUUAGUUUCUACCUCGUAGCAUCGAUUAGCUCUACGCGUAGCUUAUUGGUCUAUCGUCAAUCACGAGUAACUUCUAACGGGAGCAAGAGGUGGAAUAUAACGCGGAUGCUGCGUGCUUGCUAACCCCCGUUCUAUGUUCAUUAUAUCUGACAUUAUCGCUAGUUACUAUUUUCAUAUAACACAAUUACAUACAAUGUCUGUUAUCUGUUGCUUUAGCAACUGGGACUAGCUGGUUAUAUAUCUAUGAGAGCAGUUGUCUCGGCUGGAUUUCUAGGGAUAUAUGAAUAUAACUACAAUAUGAAAUAGUUCGCGGUUCAGAUUAUAUCAGGUAGUCAUUAUAAACACUCUUUUCUUUACACAACA